GCUGCUCUGAAAACUCUGACACAGAUGAAAUUCCUCAGGAACAGAGAGCUGCAAUUCAGGACACCUAUGGUUGUAUCAACUGGAAUGUAAGAUUCCUUCCUCUUGGAGAAACUGCUGAAAGUCAGCAACAGAAGAAGGACAAGCUCAAGAUGAUGUCUCUGCAGAAGGAGGCCAAUCCUGAGGAGAUGAAACAAUUACUGAGGACAACUUUCUACUCACAGCGCAAAGAUAUUAACCAGGGGAAAAGCAUUCAAGAUGUCUUGGAAGCCUGGCCUGUUUUAUUUCAUGACAUUGGGAUGGCUGUACACUACAAGGAACUUACUGGACUUGGAUUGAAGGAAACCUUCAUGAGGAACAUGGAUAUGAAGGGGAAAAGACUGCUGAACUACAUGAACACUGUUUGUGUGAACAAAAACAAAAGGUUUUUCCAGGCUCAGACAAAGUUGAAGAUGUUAAAGGGAGAACUGGACGGUUACUCUGAAGAUGUUAAAGAGCUGAUGCUCCUACUUCUCUGCUACUUCAAUGAAAAUGAAGAAGCAAUGUUCUUCUGUGUGGAGGACACAUGCCUAGCUGAAGAAGUACAGAUGGAGAAUGUCUCCUUGACUCCCACUAUCAUUGUGUGUGGUCAAUCCUGCUUCCAUGCUAAACGAUUCAUGCUGAGUGUGGAUCAACAGAUUGGAAACAACAACAUCUCCUGUUUUAUUUCUGCCCUCUGCAUGAUGUUUGGGAGCUAUUAUUGUUUUAACAUACAUUAUCCAUCGGGGCUGGCGUCUACACUGGAGUUUCUGCAGAGGUGUUUCUUCUCAAUCAACCCAGACAAGGGCAGUAAGGUGGAAGAAACCCGUAAACCCAGACUGCAUGUGAACCCCCGUGUACUCACCUUGAUCCAGGAACUUUCGGAUUAUGAGUGGCGUGAUGUUUGAGAAAGGACUAAAGUCAGUGAGUUAUCAGGACAGUGUUUAAUCUUAACAGAGCUGAAUAGAUUUGUUGCAUCUCACACCGUGUCUGCUGAAGUUAAAAAAGUUGAAAAGACAUAUUUAUAUUUGUUCAGUGGUUAAAUUUUGCUCCAUGUCAGAAAGGACAAAUGAGAAUUUCAUUGAAAAUAUGUUUUCAAUUAAAAUGUUUAUUUGUUUAAAAAAAAUUGAAUUAUCAUUAUAGAUACAGUUUAUAUUGGGCUUCCUUGUGUUUUUAAUUUGCAUUUAACUGGUAAAUGUUUGUUGAAAUUUGAUGUUUAUAGAUAUUUGAAAAUAGAAUUGUUUCUAAAAUAAGAAAAACUUUUGAAGCAAACAAACAUUAUUAUUGAAAUGUAUACUGGAAAUAGAAAUUUAUUGUAUGUUAUAAUCUUCAAGCCCCCCCUCCAAAAAACAGGGUGAAAGUUGGUUCUCAUACUGUUUCUGAUAAAAUUAAAAAGGUUGAAGAAAUUUAUAUCUAUUCAGCAGGUGCAUUUGCUUCAUGAUGUUCAGAAAAGAUGUUCAGAACUUCAUUGAAAAUAAAUAUUUCAAAGGCAUGCAAGUGUAUGUUUAUUUUUUUAAGAUUAUCAUAGAUACAAUUUAUAUUGGGCUUCCUUGUGUUUUAAAGUUUCCUUUAAGUGGGAAAUGUUUGUUGAAAUGUGAUGCUUAUGGAUAUUUAAAAAUAUAAUUAUUAGUAAAAAGAAAAAAAAUUUAAAGCAAAUUUCAGUUUUUCAGAAAGUAAUAAAAAAUGUUUUAAAUUGACAUUUUAACAGUUUUAAUCUGUUAUUCAAAGGUAUUUUAUCAGUAGGACUAACUGAAGUUUUUUGUACAACAAACAAAAACUGGGUAAAUCUUACUGGAAAAUUUUUUUUAAAUAACAGCAUUAUUAUGAUAAUUCAUCAGAAAAAGUUGGUUAAAAUUACUUGAUAAAACUGUUUUAUUAACAAAAUAACCCUGUUCAAAUCACAGUUAAAAUUUGUGCAAAACUGUGGGACAAUCUGUUUAUUUCACAAUUUAAAACUGUAGUAAUUACUGUUUGGUCAGUAAAACAGUUUACAUGUUCACUGUGUUUUUUACUGAAUUAUUCUGGCAACCACAGCUGCCAGUUUUUUAUUGUAAAAACAACGGAA
Gambusia affinis (western mosquitofish) is the source of this 2080-nucleotide messenger RNA. RefSeq lists its product as uncharacterized. NCBI's taxonomy places the organism in Eukaryota, Metazoa, Chordata, Actinopteri, Cyprinodontiformes, Poeciliidae. The transcript has 3 exons. The record is from RefSeq and is a predicted model, not a curated record. The coding region runs from base 150 to 923 and encodes 257 amino acids.